AUGGCUAAGGAGUCUAAAUUCUACGAUAUUCUUGGUGUUGCAGCAACCGCCACAGAAGCCGAAUUAAAGAAAGCUUACAAGAUCGGAGCUCUAAAGCAUCAUCCUGACAAGAAUGCACACAAUCCAGAUGCCUCCGACAAAUUCAAGGACCUGUCGCAUGCGUACGAGGUUCUUUCUGAUCCCCAGAAGCGACAAAUCUACGACCAAUAUGGCGAGGAGGGCUUAGAAGGCGGUGGUGGGGCAGGUGGAAUGAACGCCGAGGACCUGUUCUCUCAAUUCUUUGGUGGCGGAUCCGCAUUCGGAGGUGGCGGCGGUGGUGGUGGAUUUGGAGGCAUGUUUGGUGGUGGUGGCAUGCAAAGCCGCGGACCACCAAAAGCCCGAACGAUUCACCACGUACACAAAGUCUCCCUCGAGGAUAUCUACCGCGGAAAGGUCUCCAAGCUCGCCCUCCAAAAAUCAGUCAUCUGUUCGUCAUGUAAAGGACGGGGUGGCAAAGAGGGCGCGGUUAAGAAAUGUGCCGGUUGUGAUGGCCAGGGCAUGAAGACCAUGAUGCGCCAGAUGGGCCCUAUGAUCCAACGCUUUCAGACUGUCUGCCCCGACUGCAAUGGAGAAGGUGAAACUAUACGCGAGAAAGACAAGUGCAAGGUCUGCUCUGGAAAGAAAACAAUUGUCGAGCGAAAGGUACUACACGUUCACGUAGAUAGGGGUGUCCGAACAGGGCACAAGAUUGAGUUCCGAGGCGAGGGGGACCAAACUCCUGGAGUUCAGCCUGGUGAUGUUGUUUUCGAAAUCGAGCAAAAGCCACACCCCAGGUUCCAGCGCAAGGAUGACGACCUUUUCUACCACGCAGAAAUCGACUUGGUCACCGCUCUUGCGGGUGGCACAAUCUUUGUUGAGCAUUUGGAUGACAGAUGGCUCAGCAUCGAAAUUAUGCCUGGAGAGGUUAUCAGCCCAGGUACUCUGAAGAUGGUUCGUGGCCAGGGAAUGCCUUCGUACCGUCACCACGAUUUUGGUAACCUCUUUGUCCAAUUCGAUGUCAAAUUCCCCGAGAAGAAUUUCGCGGCCGAUCCUGCAGCGUUCGAAGCCUUGAAGAGUAUCCUUCCUCCUUCAAAGACCAUUGUUACCCCACCAGCGGAUACAAUGACCGAAACAGUUGACUUCGAGGAUGUUGAUCCCAGCCAGCAAGCACGUGCUCAAGGCGCAACAGGAAUGGAUGAUGAAGAUGAAGAUGGACACCCUGGUGGAGAACGAGUCCAAUGUGCCUCGCAAUAA
Lachnellula hyalina is the source of this 1272-nucleotide messenger RNA. It is a transcript of the gene mas5, whose product is annotated as Mitochondrial protein import protein. Gene Ontology annotation, cellular component: cytoplasm; nucleus; cytosol. Gene Ontology annotation, biological process: response to heat; protein refolding. Gene Ontology annotation, molecular function: Hsp70 protein binding; ATP binding. Lineage: Eukaryota; Fungi; Ascomycota; Leotiomycetes; Helotiales; Lachnaceae. The transcript is spliced from 4 exons. The record is from RefSeq and is a predicted model, not a curated record. The coding region runs from base 1 to 1272 and encodes 423 amino acids.